GAAGCAGAGGGGAGGAGGAAAGAAGAAGAAAAAAAGAGAAGGACUGAGAGAGGGAGGAGAAAGAUAUCCAGAGAAAAAGUUUGAAAGGAAAAGAGAGACGUUCCAGUGGCCGGCUCCCGGUUGUUGGAAAGGAGCGAGAGCAGAGGCAAAAGAGAGAGGAGGCAGGAGACGACUUCUGAAAGCCUGUGAUUGUGGAUUUCUUCUUUUUUUGUGUGUGUGGGCACGCUCCUGCUCCCUGUGUGCGUCGUAGGGCGGAUUAGAUGAGUUUGACUUCACGAUGAGGAGCGACCCCGUACUGUUCACUUCCAGCAGGGCGAUGGAGGAGCUGGUGUGUGAGCUUCGUCUGUUCCUGGACCUGCUGGACAGGGAGUACCUGAGCGCUGGGGUCCGAGAGAAGAAGACGCACCUCUCCAACAUCCUGCACAGGGUCCUCUCAGACAAAGAGCCGUCAUUCAAGUCAGAGAUCCACAGUGGUCUGCCCGCCCCGCCUCAGAUGCCCCUCCCAGAGAUCCCUCACCCGUGGCUGCCUCCAAACAGCGGCCCUCCUCCGUUGCCCAGCUCCUCUCUUCCGGAAGGUUACUACGAAGAAGCGGUUCCUUUAAGUCCUGGGAAAGCUCCUGAAUACAUAACUUCCAACUAUGACUCGGACGCCAUGAGCAGCUCCUACGAGUCGUACGAUGAGGAAGAGGAGGACGGGAAGGGCCAGAAGAUGCGUCAUCAGUGGCCGUCUGAAGAGGCGUCCAUGGAUCUGGUGAAGGACGCCCGCAUUUGCGCUUUCCUGCUGCGCAAGAAACGCUUCGGCCAGUGGACCAAACUCCUCUGCGUCAUCAAAGACAACAAACUGCUGUGCUACAAAUCCUCCAAAGACCACACCCCUCAGAUGGAGCUGACCCUGACGGGGUGCAGCAUCACUCACGUUCCCAAAGAUGGCAAGAAGAAGAAGCACGAACUGAGGAUCGUCCACCAGGGGGCAGACGCCCUGGUGCUGGCAGUGCAGAGCAAAGAGCAGGCCGAGGAGUGGCUGAAGGUCAUGAGAGAAGUGUGCGCUAACGGGAGUUUAGACUCAGACGGAGCUCGGUCUGGAUCGCCAGUGCACAAACCUGAACUGGAAAAGAAGGCGUCGUGCGAUCGGCCCAGCUCAGACGGCGAGGCGACUCAUGAGAACGGACACAGCGACUGCAAGGACCAAGGUGGGAGUCAUAGCAACGGAAAAGGAAAGAAAAACUCAAAGUCGGAGCAGAAGACCGGCACCGUGGGGAAGGGAGCGGGCAAGAAGAUCACGAAGAUCAUAGGGCUGGGGAAGAAGAAGCCGUCCACGGACGAACAGACCUCGUCGGCGGAAGAAGACGUACCCACAUGUGGCUACCUGAACGUGCUCUCCAACAACCGCUGGCGGGAGCGCUGGUGCCGCCUCAAGGACAACCAGCUGCUCCUGCACAAGGACCGCGACGACCUGAAGAGCCACAUCGCCUCGCUGCCCCUCCGAGGCUGCGACGUCAACCCCGGCCUCGACCACAAGCACCCCUUCGCCUUCCGACUGCUUCGCAACGGUCAAGAAGUGGCUGUGCUGGAGGCUUCCUCCUCUGAGGAGAUGGGUCGCUGGCUGGGGGUUUUACUGGCCGAGACUGGGUCCACCACAGACCCGGCCACCCUGCACUACGACUACAUCGACGUCGAGACCACCGCCAACGUCAUCCAGCUGGCCAAGCAAUCUUUCUGUUUCACCAGUAAGCGUGCCGUCUCUCCCAACCCGUACCUGGACAACCCAGUCAACGGCUACGCCUGCCCCACCGGCAUGGCCCUGCACUACGACGAUGUGCCCAUAAAUGGAAUGGACCCAGAGGUGGCGUACUCCAGUCCCCGCACAAGGGGGCGCCAGCUGAAAGGGGAGGUGCAAUAUGAGAACGCAGACCUCUAUGAGAACAUGCCCUCGCCCAAGCUGGCCACCCGCUACCCUCCUCCCAAGCCUACCUCUUCCACUUCUGCUGCUUCCUCUUCCUCUGCUGGCCACUACAAAACCCCUGCUUCUAAAAUCUCUUCCAAGUUCCUCACAGCUGAUUCUAAAACUAAAGCCGCUGCUCAGUUUAAGGGAAAGAAGGGAGCGACAACCAAUGGGGUGGCGUCGAAGCAGAAGGCAGAACCAAAGAAUCAGUCCAAGAAGAUGGGAGUCAAUGGGACAAACGGGACACUGAAACGCAACAACUCCAAUGCGGAGCAGUGUAAGUAUGGGAAGAAUCGUGUGGAGGCCGACGCCAAGCGACUCCAGACCAAGGAGGACGAGUUAAUGAAGAAGAAGCAGGACAUCAGAAACCAUUUGACCCAGCUGAAGAAGGAGAGGACAGACCUGCGCACUGCGGUGGAGGCUGCUGCUGGCAAACGUUCACAAGCCUCUCUGUCGGAGCGGCUGAAGAAGGUGGAAGACGAGUGUAGGAAGAAGGAGGAGGAGCGUGUGAACCUGGAGCUGGAGCUGACGGAGGUGAAGGAGAGCCUGAAGAAAGCCUUGAGCGGAGGAGUCACUCUGGGCCUCACCAUCGAACCAAAAGCCGGCUCCUCCGGCCCCCAGUCACCAGCCAUGCUGAGACGGACGCAGGAGUCUUCUCCCUUCUCCAGCUGUGACACCAGCGACACGGAGUCCUGCUCCCUGCCCGUUAACAGCGCCUCACUGCUUCGUCGGCAGCAGGGCGGACAGAAGCCCUCGACGGUCCGUGGACACGUCCUCAGGAAGGCUAAGGAAUGGGAGCAGAAGACCGGCACAUAAACUGCUCAAGCCCUUGCAUCUGUCCCACUCUUAAUGUUUUCAAAUUGUGUAUAUAUUUAUUUAAAACUGUUCAUACACACAGAGGGUGCGCUAUGGAGGACACGAGCAUAGCAUUCACAUGGACUAAAACAAGCGGCUGGUUUUAGUUGUACUGUAAGCGCCACAACAUACAGACGUAGCAGCGUUUUUUUAAAUUCUUGUAUACUAUCGAGCAUGCUUAGUGUGCCUAGUUGUGCAACUCGUGUUGGCCGCUGUAAUUUCUUUUUAAGCAAACACCUUUUUUUUCUACUCAAAAUCCCAGGUAUUUAUUUGUAAAUGUUUAAAGGAAAUACUGGCUUCCCUUUGUUUAUUUAUGUUGAUAUAUUUAAAGUAUUUUUGUAGAAUCUCUGGCUCUUCACACAGUCCCCACUUCCUACGACAUUAUUGGUUGCCAUUCACAAAACAAAAAAAAAAAAAUGCAACACACACCACCUGAGGACCUGCGCAGCUACAGGUAAUUUAAAGAAGCAGAAUUAGUUGAACAGAUUAAUCAAACUUAAUCAAAACAUUUUAGUAGGAGCCGUAUGUGUACAGUGUGUAUAUGCAGAAAAUAUAAAUAUCCCCAACCGGUUUGAUGAUGCUAUGGCUGGAAAAUCCCUAUUUAUUAUGUUUGCUUCCUGCCUGCAUGUGCGCACAGCUUUCCGGGAUGAAAACAGAUACGGUAUUGUGUUGUGUUUUAUCAAUCAAUCAAACUCAAAACUGGUAAACAUACAGCUGUUAGCCUAAGCCACAAUCUGACUUCUGCUAUGGACUGAUGCUUGUUGUUUAGUCUUUUUGUAAUAGCUAACUAACUAACUAUUGAAAAAUGUAACUGAAUUGGGCUACAAACAUAAAUCGGUUAGGGUUAGGGUUAGGGGUUAGCCUAACCCUAAUGAGAUCAAUGCAGCCUCACAGUGUUGACUAACCCUAACCCUAACCCUAACCCUAGCCGUCCCCCUAAUCCUAACCCAUAAUUCGACAUAUUUAUUUGUAAAUGAUGAGACAAAUGCAUCUACUGUGGAUAAACAAAUACCUGGCUACUAAUUGGUUAGGACAUAAGUUGCCCUACAAGGAAAUUGCUGAACUUAACCAAGCAGCAACCUCUGAAGUGUUGCCUGAAGUCUCCCAGGUAGCUCUUUGUCCAUUUUUAUAUCAGCUGGGAAUAUGGAAAGCUGGGCAGUGGCAAGAUGGCAAAGCCCAGCACUGCUACGUUGAGCUUCAGAACCAUUCUUCUAUGGGUAAUGUCACUAAGAGUUCCCCCAUUUUUUAUAUUCAGUCACUGGACUAAACACACUGUUUCAGAAACUAAAAAUGAACCUAAAAAAUGUCCCUCGAGGACUUUCACAACUCAUCCAAGUUGAACUCGAGUCCACUUUGACUUGCUUUACCACAACCUGGAUGGUGGAGGACCUUCACAGAAGCUAUUGAUCAAUCAUUAUGAACCAGUAAAUGAAAUUCACCUUCUCCUCGGUAAAACCUCCAAUUACAGUUUUGGCUGCCAGUGUGCAGAGCCACUCCGUGCAGCUUCAACCACACGAUCUCAGAGUUAUCUCGCCAGCAAAGUAAUUGUGCUUCUUUAAAUAGUCUCCUCAGUGUAUUGAUGGAUGGCUGCAGCGGGACUCCGGCAGGGUGUGUGUUAGCGCUUGGGAGAGUCUGGCAGGUCAGGCACCAGGCGUGGCCACCCUUAGAUUUGGCGCUCGUCUUUGGAAAACUUCGGAAAACCUCAGCCGACGUGGCUGACGUUAGUCCCUCAUCCAAGAUCCUCAGUCCGGCUCCUCUAAUCACGCCACCGGUCUACUGUAGCCUAGCGUCUUUGCAUGUGUGUGUGUGUAUGUGUGUGUGCGUGUGUGUGUGUGUGUGUGUUUGCACUCAAACGUCUCCGAGGCACAUUCCCAACAAUACACUGACUGAAAUAGAGGCACUUACUGUAAAUUCAGAUUGCCAAAUCAAAGACUGUGACUCAGAUUUUCACACUGCUGCACACACACACACACCAAUAUCACAUUUUUAUGGUGCUUUUUUUAAAAAUAUAUAAUGGUUUUACGUUCCACUGCCUGAGCUUUGCUACCAUGCACACACUGCCUAAGUAUGGAAGGUGCUUCUAUUGGACGCGUUAACACCGUCUGGACAUCAGUGCUCCGUACGGAACAAGGCACACACUGCUCCACAUGUAAAUAUUUUCUGUCUCCUGUUCUGCAGCGUAGACAGAGCAUGUUAGCAGGAAGAUGGGACCACGUAGGGGAGUUUUAUCUUUAUUUAGUCAGAAUAGAGCGGGAUGUCUGAUGUCUGUCGGUAAAUGUGAACCUGCUGUACAUAGCUUGGUGUAGUGGGAAGAGAAGGGAGGGGGAGUACAGAUUCAUGCAUCAUCAGUGUUUGUUUUUGCACCUUAUACAUUUUUCUUUGGUUGUUUUUUUUACCUUGUCGUAUAUCUCUGACAGUCUCCACCUUGGAGACGGACAUGCUUGUACAUAAAGGAAUAAAGCUUCUGACAAACA
This is a messenger RNA of Mugil cephalus (flathead mullet), 5271 nucleotides long. It is a transcript of the gene afap1, whose product is annotated as actin filament associated protein 1. The record is from RefSeq and is a predicted model, not a curated record. Gene Ontology annotation, cellular component: cytosol. Lineage: Eukaryota; Metazoa; Chordata; Actinopteri; Mugiliformes; Mugilidae. Gene Ontology annotation, molecular function: SH3 domain binding; SH2 domain binding. Bases 278 to 2758 code for a protein of 826 amino acids. The transcript has 18 exons.